UAACUAUAUUAAAAAAGUAAUAAAAACCAAGAAUUUUUUCAAAUUAAUAUUUUUGGUAUUCAUUGCAAAUUGCAUUUGGCUAUCCUUGGUUUUUGUUUACACCCUAUAUGCUUGAAGUAGGUAAUAACAUGUUAUGUUAACAUCCAAGUUUACAAGAUUCCAUUAUACGGAUUAUAAGCAUACAACAACGUAAAAUGAGUACCAUAACCGUUGAAUUAUACACAUUAUACAUUCAUAAUAAAAUACAAUUAUAAAUAAAUAUCCCUCUCAGUUUAAUGUACGACCAAAGAUAAAGAUAAACUUUCAAUGUUUUUAAACAGUGUCGAAGAGUGAUUCACAUUAACAAUGGGAGUUAUUGUGUGAAUUUGUUGUUAAAAAUGGCGUUCAAUAAUUUACAGUUUGUUGUUUGUUAUGUUUUAUUAGUGAAUUUUAGUGUUUGUGUUCAGGAUUAUGUAUCGUUUAAUAAAAUUGUGACUGAAAAUAAUCUAACUCCAGAGUUUGCUAAAUAUACAUUAGUUAAACCGAAAAUAUAUCAUGGCAGAGAAAAACGUGAAAUUUCUACGACCAAAGAAGAUGAUGGAAGUCACGUACAUGACUUAAAAAUAACAUUAGAAAUAAAUGGAAAAGAGCAUUUAUUAAAUUUAAAAUUAAAUAGAGAAUUAAUACCAAAAGGCUAUUUUCACAGAUAUCAACAUAAAGGAAAAUCUGUCGUUAAAAAGCCUAAAAUUAAUGACAUAGAAUUAUGUCAAUAUCAAGGCUCGUUAAAUGGCGUAGAACAUUCAUGGGCUGCCAUAUCUACAUGUGAUAAUAAACUAUCUGGUGUAAUAUUUGAUGGUAAUGAAUUACAUUACAUAGAAUCAACUAGAAAAAGUAAUAGUAGUAAGAAUGAUUUGGAAAAUUUUAAUGAUCAUUAUUUAUAUAAACAUUCGGAUUUGAUGGAGAAGAAAAAAUGUGGCUAUGAAGGUUCGAACAUUUCACCGUUGAAUGCGUCCUCAUCAGAAGCAAUAAUUGAUAAUCGUGAAUUUAAUAGGAUACUUAGGUAUAAAAGAUCAGAUCGAUCAGCAAGCCAUAAAAGUAACAUUCGUGGACCAUAUAAUGCUAAUAAACGAUCAAGAUAUGUGGAAUUAGUUAUGGUUGUAGAUCAGUUAGAGUACAAAAAACAAGAGUCCAAUCUACGAACAGUAAAUAAUCGAUGCAAAAAUAUUGCUAAUAUUAUUAAUGCGUUAUAUUCUCCGUUAAAUAUUUUUAUUGCCCUUGUUGGGGUUGUGGUUUGGACGGAAGUUGAUGAAAUAAAAAUAUCUGAAAAUGGUGAUACAACUUUAACAAGCUUUUUGCAUUAUCGUCGUGAACGUUUGAUCAAAGAACAUCCUAACGAUAAUGCACAAUUAUUAACUGGAAUUCAGUUUGGAGGUGGAGUUGUUGGUAAAGCUUUAAAAGGUCCUAUUUGUACGUAUGAAUUUUCUGGUGGAGUUUCUAUGGAUCAUUCAAGUACAGUGGGAUUAGUGGCUACAACUAUAGCUCACGAAAUGGGCCAUAAUUUUGGUAUGGAACAUGAUACAAACGAGUGUAACUGCCCAGAUGAACGAUGUAUUAUGUCACCGUCAAGUUCUUCAUUAUCACCUAAACAUUGGUCAUCGUGUAGCUUAGAAUAUCUAGCGAAUGCAUUCGAACAUGGCAUGGAUUAUUGUUUACGCAACAAACCUGAAAAUUUGUUCGAUAGUCCUGUAUGUGGAAACGGAUUUGUUGAACCUGGUGAACAAUGUGACUGUGGAAUUGUUGAUAAUUGUAAAAACCCAUGUUGUAAUGCUACUACAUGUAUGUUACAUUCAAAUGCUAGUUGUGCUACCGGGGAAUGUUGUGAUUUAUUGACAUGUCGGCCAAAAAUUGCUGGUACGUUAUGUCGAUCGGCCGACCAUGAGUGUGAUCUUCCUGAGUAUUGUACUGGUCAGUCUGAAUAUUGUCCAAAUGAUGUAUAUAAAAUGGAUACUGAAACUUGUGAUGGAGGUAAAGCGUUCUGUUAUCAAGGUUCAUGCCGCACUCGGAGUGAUCAGUGUAAAAUUUUAUGGGGCCCUUCGGGUUCAUCUAGUGAUGAGUGUUAUAAGUUAAAUAAUAAAGGGACACGACAUGGAAAUUGUGGCUAUAAUCGACUGAAUUCGUCGUAUAUUAAGUGCAGGGAUGAUAAUGUAUUUUGUGGAAUGCUUCAUUGCCGUCAUUUAAAUGAGAAAUUGGAAUUUGGUAUGGAAUCUGUUGCAAUUAUAUCACAUACUUUUAUCAAUUCAAAAGGCUCCAUUAUACCAUGUCGUAAUGCGUUAGUGGAUUUGGGAUUAAAUGAAGUUGAUCCUGGUUUAACACCAGAUGGUGCAAAAUGUGGUGAUGGAAAGAUGUGUAUCAAUCAAAAAUGUAUGCCAGUUGAAAAUUUACGAAAAUCGAGUAUCGUAAGUUGUCCUAGUGAUUGUAAUGGUAAUGGCUAUUGUAACAGCAAAGGACAUUGUCAUUGUAAAGAUGAUUUUGCUCCGCCAAAUUGUGAUUAUCCUGGUGUUGGUGGAUCUGUGGAUAGUGGACCAGCUAGUGAUCCAAAUGCAAAUCGAGAUUUUGUGACUGCCAUGUAUAUAAUAUUCCUUGGAAUAAUACCGUUGAUCGCCUUAAUGUCCUUAUUUGUAUAUUACAAUCAUCGUAACCAUAUAAUUGUAUGGCCAAAACGUUCAAGUGGUGGAAAACCAUCCAAAUCAACAUCAGAUUCAACACGUGGACAUCCUAUAUUCCCAACAGCUCCUCAAUUAUCAGAAAUAAGAAACGAUGAUAAUUCAUCACUUUUGCCACAUUCUAGUUCAUCGCAUAUUGCUAACGGCUUUAGUAAUAACUUUUUCGGUCAUUUUAAGGGAUUUAUUAUUACUCCAAUUUCGAAGCCAACAGAUGAGAACACUCCUAGUACUAUUAUGGAACCAAGUCCUGCUAAUCAUAGUGAUUCAACUUUUCUUAAUAAUGACUCGAAAGUAUUACCACAGCGAUCAGCUCCACCUCCACCAGUUGUACCAAAUAUAUCAUUUAAAUUGCCAAAACCUGUGAGUCGCUCAAGAACAAUACAUGGUAAUAAACCAACGCUAAGUGUCAAACCUUUAGGAUCUGCAUCCUCCAAUACAGAUAAUAAUAAUUCCAUCAAUUCUGUGUUAUCUUCAGUUAAUGUUAUUUCAACAGUUCCAGCGUCAAAUGUUGGCGGUUCUAGACCAUUGAUAUCCGAUCCAAUUUUAGAAACAUCGACGUGUACUGCCAAAGAGCUUUUAUCCCCAUUAAAAAAUGCACCUAAACUGCCUAUAAGACCUGCACCAGCAGUACCUACUAUUACCUCAACGAUUGGUAAUCGACCACUUUCAAGUCCAAAUAUUGCUAUGAAUGCUAUUGCAAUACCUCCUGAAAGUGAAAAGAAAAGUAAAGAUACGGGAGGAACGACACUUAACCGUAUUGCAUCCUUUUUAAAAUCAAAAAAUGAUAAAAGUAAAAUGAAUCCUGAAAUAACAAUAGUUCCACAAAAUGUAAACGUUAAACCUAAAAAAAUUUCAGAUAAAAUUCAAUUAAAAAAUAUUGAAAUAUCAAGUCCGAUAUUACAAUCACAAGUUGAAAUCCCUGUAAGCACCCUCCCAAUCGAUCAAGUUGAUGCGCUUGACAAGAAAAUUAUUGUAAUGCGUGCGCAAAGCAUGCGUACAGGUGAAAUAGUGAAGAAACCUAAUAUACCAACGUUUGGGUCAAUGCGCCAACCAUCAAAUCAUGCUAAACGUCCUACAAGUAUUCCAGCAGCAAAUAGACCAACUAGUCCACCACCACCAAGGCCUCCUCCAAUUUCAGAUGGGAAAUUUACAAAAUCUUCGACUGCCAUGAAUCAUCGUAUCCCAGAAAAUAUGUACAGCGAUUGUAUGGUUGCAACCCCGAAUACUGAUAAUAAAACGAUUGGCGACAAUGAUUCACCGAGUAGUACAGACAACAUUUAUGCAGUCAUCGAAGAAAAUAUUAAACCGAUGAAUGAAAACUUUUCCCCUAAAUCUGAUCCCAUUACUACAGCUGAUAAUAAUAUGAAACCUUUUGUAAAUCGAAGUAAUUCAGGUAGUACUGAAAGUAUGGGUUUGUUAGGGGAAAUUGUUUCUGAAAUACAAAAUAGAAAUUUUGAUUCAAUUUAUUCAACAUCCACGUUAAACCGUAAAAGAGAAGCCAUGAAACAGAAAAGUAUUGAACAACAAAAUGAAAAUUUAGCUAAAAAUAAUUUUACUAUUAAUAGCUCUCAAGGUUCUUAUGCAAAUACUACCAAUAACACACCAAUAUAUAAAUCUCCGGAGAGUAUAUAUAGUAAUUUGGAAGGAAAUAUAUCAAGUGCCGUUUCAACGACUUCAAGUGGUUAUUUGCAUCCUUCAGCGGUUAACACUCCUAAAUUAAAUCCAUCUGGUGGCCUUGAUGUUAAAUCAACAUACAAUACUCCAACGGCAACUAGUGUAGAUUCUAAGAAAAGUACAACAGAUGAAUUAGUAAAUCAUAAACCAUUUUCAUCAACUUUUCAACGUAAAUCUGGCCCAUUAGCAUCGGCUUAUUCAAAUAUUAACAAUGAAAAAGCCGAAACAAAACCAAAACCUACAAUUUCAAAUAAAGUUGAUGAUAAGAAACCAGCAAGUAAGCCACCAACUACAUUAAAGAAACAAAUCACACCACCAAAUUUAAAAGGUGUGCAAAAAAACCCAACAAAUUCUACUAGUCGUGGAGUAAUUCCAAAAAAUUUACCAAAAACUGGACAAAAAACUGAUAAUAGUCCUGAUUUAGUUUCUAGUUGUGCAACAAAUAAUUCCUCAACAACAAAUUCCCCCGAUAUUGUUAAUAACAGUGAUACAACACAAAAAACUAAUUUAUCAAAAACUUCGAGUGUAUCGAAACCUUUAAAUUCGAAGCCAGUGAAUAAUAGUGGUGCUACAAAAUUAUUACGAGAUAAAUCCCCAGCAUCUGGGGGUAUUAAUAAUACAACAGUGAAAAAAAUCGGUGCAAUUAAUAAAUCGUUAAGUGGUACUAAUAAACCUUCAACUGUCGCAAAACCAAUAAAAAAUACACUGCCACCAAUAGCAACACGUAAUACACCUAAUAAAUUAUCUAACGUUGCAUCAUUGCAACAAAAAUUCGAAGCAAAUAAAUCUGUAAGCAAUAAUAAUAAAAUACCGGAAAGUAAACGAACCGUUUCGUAAUGCAAAUAUUUACACGAAUUCGUAGAUGGUAAUCUUAAUAACGUAACACCAACGAUUCAAAUGAUAAGUGGGACAUCAUGGAUACAAUUGAAGUAACUAGCCAUUAAUAAAAAAAUGAAAAACUUUUGCAUGCCUGUCACAAAAAAAAUAGAAAGGUUAUAUGUCUCUGGUAUAAUUGGCCUUAUUAAUUAAUACAAACCUGUUAAAAGGGUUGAAUAUUUACUAGAUAGUGGAUGAUAUGAUUGCUGGCACAGGCGUACUCUUUUCAUGAAAUUCUCAAGGGCUGUGUCGCAAAAAUUAUGCGGCUUCGAUCGUUGUGGGUUUACUCACAUAAACUUGUGGCUUUAAAAACCCCAAAGAAAAAAUUCAAAACACGUUAAAUCCCAUGAUCUGGGCAGCCAAUGCCAAUUUCCAAAACGAGAAAAAACACGACCAGGAAAUGGCAUAUUGCACUGUCCUGUUGAAACUAGCGUUCUUAAUGGAACACCCUUUACUAAUACUAUCCUACAAUAUCAAAACUUUUUCCAGGCGUUUACAAAAGAAAAAACUUAUAAUUUUCUUUUACAAGAUGAGUCAUCUGUUUUUGAGUUUUUAAAUUUGAAAGAACACUGUUUACGGGAGAAAAUCGAAAGAUUGAUUAGCAUUUAUAUUUCAAAAAUAGCACAGAUAAAAUGUCAACCAUGGCUCUUUUUACAGAAUUUUAUUUUCAACAAAAGUUUAUUCAUAUUUUUAUCUGAAAAUUGAAUAAUCCAAAUCAAUUGAUACAGCCCUACCACCGUUUUCAUAUUCACAUGACCUACAAGUAUUUCCCCAAAAUACAUGUUCAAACCGUAUACAAAAUUGCACCAGAGAUAUAAAUUCUAAUUUUGAGUAUUUAUUAUUAUGUACUCCUGCCCCAACUAGUGCAAAAUUUUUUCGUUUUUUAAAUGGCUUGAAAAUGAAGUUAUGUUACAUUAUUUUAUUUUUAAAUAUUUACGAAAAGUCAAAUCACAAAAAGACGGUCACAUUUAUGUUGACAACGAAUUUCCUAGGAUCUCAGCCUAAAUAACCGCAGCUAAAGUUUAAAUCAGAAAAUUAUAAUCUAAGAAAAACGGUUAAUAUACGUUAUUGUAGCGUUUUUAAUCAAACGUAAAUAUGAGUUUUAAGAUUUACGUAAAUAUUGCUAAUAAAAGAGGACUCUAAAAUAUAUAAUUUUACAAAAACUGAAUACCAGUGGUGCUAAAAAUAUUAUCGUUAAAAAAAAUGACAAAAAAAGUGUGCAUAUAAAAAAGAAAACUUCUACGACAUAGUUUAUAGUAAUGAUUGAUUAUAUUAAAGCGUUUUAUUAUUUAGUUAGAUACAAAUAAGACAAUCAAAAUGACUAUUAAAAAGAACAUUUAUAUAACUGUGAAUAAUUCUGAUAAUAAUUUAUUUAUCUUUCGUUUUCUACUUUUGUUUUUAUUUUUUAAAGCUAAUUAAUCAUUUUAGUGCUACAAAUUAGCGUAUAUACAUGAACAUUAAAACAAGUAAGAA
This is a messenger RNA of Chrysoperla carnea, 6725 nucleotides long. RefSeq names its product disintegrin and metalloproteinase domain-containing protein 12-like. The transcript has 12 exons. The record is from RefSeq and is a predicted model, not a curated record. Gene Ontology annotation, molecular function: metalloendopeptidase activity. NCBI's taxonomy places the organism in Eukaryota, Metazoa, Arthropoda, Insecta, Neuroptera, Chrysopidae. Bases 378 to 5213 code for a protein of 1611 amino acids. Gene Ontology annotation, biological process: membrane protein ectodomain proteolysis.